AUGGCGACUUCAGAAACUCUUGCUGACACCGUGAAAGCAACGAUAUCUGGUGGAAAUUCGGGUGCAUCCACGGUCACAACAUUACAAAGUCUGCUGAGCUCCGCAGCGGCCCAGACUGAAACCAAAGCAAUACCAGCUCGCAGAAAUGGACCUUCAUCACGAACACAGCCGGCCGGAAGGACCACAAAGCCAAUCAAGGGCACGACUGCGGCCACAAUAGGUUUUCGGAAGGGUGACGUUAGGGUGCUAGAAGACGCGACGCCCUCACUGCCACCGAAAGCACGAUAUGCUCUAGCCACCGAGGUAGUCAAUUCGUCUCUGAAGGUCCUGGCAGAUGCCGCGAGGUCGAAAGCGCCAGCGCAGAGCUUCCGGCGGCCCUCGUCUGUGGUCAAUCAUACCACUCCACCGCGGGCUUCGAAAACUACACCCGUUUCACAACGUGCUUUGCAAGUCCGUUCUGGCAACGCCACUCCGGUUCAACGGAGCCCAGCAAAGGGGACAGAGAAACCCAGAGGACGUUCAACAUGCUCGGAUUCACAGUCGUGCAACGAAGGUCAUGUCGCCGCCGUCGCCGAGUGCUCUAUGCUGGCUUUCUCCUAUCUAGGAUCUGUGGAUGCGAAGAAAUUGGGUCUUCGAGAACCGCCAAAGCUCCAAUUGGAGAAUGGCAUGAUGAGCCUCUGCAAUAGGCUGAUUAGUCUCGGCUUUCAGUCUUUCGCUGCCAAAGAAUUGCAUGCUGUCAAAAAAAGGCUCAGAGCCGCUCUCCCCGGUGUGCAGGAGUCAAACCCAGCUAAAUCGGCCUCCGCGCCUGCCCAGACCACUGGAAAACACGAAACCCUGGCGGAGCUUUUCGACAUUCAGCUUGAUUCAGAGAAGUGCCAGGAGGCAUGGCCGCUGAUCGCCUCAUACCAUCUUCACGUUCUGAAGCUCAUCAGUAUCACAAGGAAUUCCGCGGCAACCGAAAGGAGCCUAAAGCACCUUUCCAUGGAGUCACCAGCAUCAGUUGUAAAUCUGGCAAGACGUUGGUGCAAGUCAGAAAUGCAAAAUGGCAAGGCGAUCAAACACCUGGAGUCAAUUUCGCAACUGAUGUUGCAAAUCUGUCCAAGCGUGCUGGAAUCUGCGGAUGAAAGUGCAAGGGAUAGAAGUCAGAGUCCACCGCCCUUAUCAGUGUUCAAGACUCAAGCGACAUCUCUAUUUCUACGCUACGAAGCGGCAGAAUUCUCUGGCCAGACAAUCGACACAGGCAAGGAUAUCCUUGAGCCAUUUUCGAAGUGUCUGCAGGCGCUCAUACGGCGAAUGUCAAUUGGCUGUGAUGCCCCCAAAGUCUUCGAAACAUGUCAUCAAGAAUACGACAGACUUGGAAUUGCAAGACUUUCGAAGAAUGAGGGCAGUGCCGCCGACUUCAGCAUAUCUAGGAUACUGUCAGUAUUAGCGGAGCGCGCUUCUUGCGCCGACCAUGCUAGGCAUCUGGCAGUACUUGCCGUAGAGGCAUGCAAAACGCUUCCCCCAUCGCAUGCAAGAUCAAUAAGUGCCCUCGCGAGAAAGGUUUCAGUCGCGCUGGCUGCGAAGUGCUCAGAUUCAGCAGGAAGUUCCCUCAGUCGAGACCUAGAGAUCAUCACCGAAGGACUCCAAGACAGCGUAACAGGCAACGUGGUGGACUACGAAGUCCUUCUGUCUGAGCUUUCGCAUGCUCUCCGGGCUCUCUGUCACUUGCAGCAAUGCGAAGACAUCGAGGCAUCCCGUGCCCAGUUUGCUGGUCUGGCUGCUGGAUUUGCAUCCCGAUAUGUUCGCAAAUUUCCCGGCCGCCAUGUACUGACGGCGGAAGAUAUUAUACGGGCGGCGCUUGCCUGCAAGGCACCGAAUGACGAAGCCCUAUCAUGGGUCAGCAAAGACGCUGCUAAUGUGUUGAUCCAAUCUGGAGUUCUUCAUACAGUUGCGGAAAAAGCAUCGUCGAGAUCAAUGACUCUGGCGUGGGCGUCGUUCAACAAAGCUAUUUCACUUGGCCGGAUGCUGAAAAUCCUGACCUUGAAAGCGGCUACAUCGGAUACAAGCAGAUGCAUGAAUUUCCUAAUGGAUGACGAGACUUUAGGUCCUGCAGACCGUGGAGCGCUGCUUGAACGACAACUAAAGUGCCAAAUCGACUUAGCGCACAAAAGUAAGCACCAGGAGGCUUUGCAAAAGCUGAUACCGGAGACCCUCAAGAGAUUGAAUCUGGCUUACGAUCCGUCCAUGUAUCCAGUACGCCAUGCGAGGAUCGCAGUGUUGGCAAUGCGAAUACGCGAGCAGCACCCAAUGGCACUACCGCCCCACGUCCUGUCGAUGUUCUCGUCUACGGCACUACUUGAUACGACCGACUUGGGGAAGGAUGAGGGUCUGAAAGCGUAUAUCCCAGACAUCCAAGCAGCCUCGCGCCUGAGUCGAGCAUUCGCAAAUGGCGAUCCAUGUCCACAGGCCAUCAGACAGAGCCUGCUUGGCUGGAGCUCAAUUACAGAUCUCGUUGAAGAUGCGGAAGGUCUCGACCAUGUCGUAGACAAUCCAUGUGCUCUGAUAUCACAACUGAUGUCUCUUGACGAGUACUUUGGGAUACUUGGAGAGGAUGAAUCGAGGGUACCCGUUCUCCGGAUACUAGUUGACAUCUGCAGAGUCUACAACGCCAAUCUUGAGGGAGCAAGCAGUCUCCUGAGACUGUCCCGAGUAUACAUCCUGCUUGGCUAUGCAGAAAAGGCGGCGGACUGUCUUAGCACGGCGGAGAAGCUGUUGAGUAUUACCCGCUCGCAAACGCUCGAAUAUUUAGACUACCACCUUUGUCACGCGGAAUAUCUCUACGCCAUUGGCAACGUAGAUGAGGCUCGUCGAACACUUCUGGAUACCUUGCACUAUCGCCGCGAGUUGCAGCCGAAGAAGUUACCGUCGAGCCAGACCACGACCUUCAGACUUCUUCAUGGUCGAGGCUGGUUAUUACAUUCGCAGCUCAUGCUUGCCUCUGGUAACCCUUCCGAAGCGCUUCAGGCGGCUAAGCGAGCGAACAGGGUCUUGAACAGCAUCUGGUCGAGUGUUGAGCGGUCAGAAUUGCAGUCACAAACAGUGCCUUCCAGUGUCAAGGAUGACGAGCCAUCGAUGGACCACCUCACGCACAAGGUUAGCAAGCUGAAUCUGCAGCCCGACUUGGACCCUUCGCAGAGGCUGGACAAGAAUACAGACAGAGGCGCUCCUUUCUGGCCUGUCCUUCGCCUUUUUUGCUCGACCCUGCUCCAUCUCAGCGAUGUUUCCGCCCAUCACGGGAUAUUCUUCGAUGCCAACUACGCUUCUGAACAGGCUUUGAAAAUUGUAGAAUCCGUCGGUGCUCGGCGGCUGGUGCAGCGAGUCCGGUCCCAUCGGAUCACAUUCCUUGCUGCCUGCGAACGAAAUGAGGAUGCAGAGCUUCUAUUCGCGCAAGAGGGAGAUACAACCUCACUAUCUGUAUCGUUGGCAACAAUCGAGCAGCUCAAGGCGAAGUCUGUUUUGAGGGCACGAAAUGGCGAAUUUGAACAGGCGUAUUUCCGUCUCGAGCAGGCAGAAAAGAUUGCCAAAGACAUGCAGUCCGAACGGCAUACCUCUAAGAUUGAACAGCUGUCUAGGGUCUAUGAUGACAGUGCAGACACCGCAGUGGAUACGAAAGCCUCAGGGGAUGCGAAGAAGAAGACUGGCGCUCAGCCCAAGCCAGUGACGAAGGCUGGAGCCAGAACGCGUACGACGACUAGCAAGACAACAAAGAGGGCCGCGCCGGUAUCCGAAGCGUCGCAAAAGUCGCGGAUAGACACGUCUGACUACUUCGCACUGCAGAGGCUGGAAAACAGUCUAUCGCUCGAGAAAGCCCUCACUGGAGUUGCGAUUGGCCGUGUGGAACCAAAUUGUAAGGGGCUUGUGCCUUUCCCAUCAAAUACAGCACGAUGGCGCCAACUCGAACACGAAAUUGCGAUGCAGAAGGUCACUUCUGCGAUCCAUGCCGAUUUCUCUCUCAAUGUUCUGCCAGAGUCGACUUUGGCAUACCCGGCCCUUCUCGCCCCUGACAGGAGACUGUCCGCCCUCGCGACCCUUAGCACAACAACCUUCUGUCCGCCUAUCAGACCGGCGAGCAAGGUCGUAGCCUCGAACAGGACAGCUAGGAACAAGGCCGCACCGGCCAUGUCCCUUGAACCCUUGUUGAUCGCCGCAAGUCGCUGCCUGCAGCUUGACCUGAAAGAGAGCAUGUCACUGAGUACGGCAGAAAGUCAUAAACUCUACUGCCAAUUAUCUAGCGUGUCAGUGAUGCUGUCGGCGACUUCGCCAACGCAUGCCUCAAAAAUUCUACAUCCGGUCCAGGAGGCCUUCACAGCAGAGCGUGCUCGCAUGCACGCUUCGGAGCGUCAACGGGUCGGCGUGCUAGUAGAAAAGGAAUCUCGUGGCAGCCAAGAUUCGAUGGCAUGGCCCGGGCAAGAAUCGUCGAGAUCGGAGCCUAAUCUCACUGCACAGAGCUUCCAGUCCGAUUAUGUUGACAUUCUACCGCCACUGUGGACUACAGUAUCACUUUUCCUGGAUGAGAAGUGCGAAGAGUUAUACAUAGCUCGCUAUCAUUGCUCUGAGACGCCAUUCCUCAUUCGACUACCAUUCUCUCGACAGAAGUCCGAAGAUGCCGAAGAGGAGAUCUUCGACUUUCACGCUGGCAAGGCGGAGCUGAGAGAUAUCAUUGCGCUCUCGAAUUACAGUUGCCACAACUCUGGCGACCCUAGUACGAAAGGCGCAAAGACAAAAUGGUGGAGUACGCGAGAGGCUCUGGACAGGCGAUUGCACGAGCUGCUACUCAAUAUCGAGAAUUUGUGGCUUGGUGGGUUCAAAGGAAUGCUCUCACAACAGCUGAAGGAUCAAGUCCGUUUGUAUCAGUUCCGCAAGACCUUUGAGGCGAUGUUGGAUCGACACCUACCUUCUCGGAAAGCAGCCAAGCGCGGUGCGAAGAAGCUGGAGCUCGAUGACCAUAUCUUAGGCCUCUUUGUUCGUCUCGCAAAAGGUGUGGAUGGCGAGGAGGACUUGGACGAACCACUGGCGGAUCUCCUCUACUUCGUCGUCGACAUUUUCCAGUUCAAUGGCGAACGCAAUGCCUACGACGAAAUUGACUUUGACAGCAUGGGGAUAGAGGUUCUGGAUGCCUUGCGAGCGUACAUUGAUGCCCACGAGAGUGAAGAAUCCCCGGAAGGCCAUCUGAUUCUGGUACUCGACCGCCGCUUACAAGCGUUCCCGUGGGAGAGCCUUCCGUGUCUGGACCAGUGCAGCGUCAGCCGGGUGGACAGCAUGUUCACUCUCCGCGAGCGGAUACUCCAGAUGAGACAAGCCGUGGGUGAUGACCCGAGCGCACGCUACACCAUCCAGCGCGACUCUGGCACGUACAUCCUCAACCCAUCCUCGGAUCUCAAAGCCACAGAAGCAACCCUGGGACCGGAACUCGCAAGGCUCGAACAUCCCCAAUGGACCUCCAUCGUCGGCCGAGCACCCAGCGAAGAAGAAUUCCAGACUCGUCUGUCCACUUCCUCGACCAUGCUGUACUUUGGUCACGGAGCCGGGUUGCAGUAUAUCCGACCUCGAGCGAUUCGACGUCUGGAUCGCUGUUCGGAAGUUGUGUGGUUGAUGGGUUGCUCCUCCGGCGCCGUGACGGAAUACGGGGAUCUGGAACCUUUCGCGGUGCCCUUGACGUAUCUCAUGGCGGGUCAGGCAAGACGGAAUCUUCCAGCUCAAGAAGAAGAAGGAGAAGAUGACGAGGGCGGAGAAAGUGACACGCGGAAAUGCAUGGCCGUCAUCGGCAUGCUGUGGGACGUGACGGAUCGAGACAUUGAUCGCUUUUCCCUCGCCGUCGGGGAGGAUUGGGGACUCUUCGCCUCCGCUUCCGCUUCACCACCACCACCACAACCACCACCAUCAGAAGCGACCCGAGUCCCAGCCAAGACGCCCCGCAGCAAACGGUACAAGACUCCCGCCGCCGCCGCCGCCGUGCCCUCGACUCCCGAGAGGGCGGCCGCUGCUCCCAAGACGCCCCGAACUCGCCAACCUGCCGUUCGAACUCCCGCCGCUAGGAGUCGCAGUCGCGGACCAGCAGGCAUGAUGAUGAACAAGAAGCAGAAGGGAAUCGCAGGCGAGAUGAUGAGUAUGAGUCUCUCCGAAGCCGUGUCGAGGAAUCGGGACAGCUGUUAUUUGAGAUAUCUGAAUGGUGCGGCGGCGGUCGUGUAUGGCGUGCCGGUCUAUCUGGGGGAUUGA
Molecule: messenger RNA, 6258 nt
Organism: Lecanosticta acicola
Lineage: Eukaryota; Fungi; Ascomycota; Dothideomycetes; Mycosphaerellales; Mycosphaerellaceae
Source: the annotation of a GenBank genome assembly